Fopius arisanus is the source of this 663-nucleotide messenger RNA. RefSeq names its product transcription initiation factor TFIID subunit 11. The transcript is spliced from 2 exons. NCBI's taxonomy places the organism in Eukaryota, Metazoa, Arthropoda, Insecta, Hymenoptera, Braconidae. The coding region runs from base 27 to 554 and encodes 175 amino acids. The record is from RefSeq and is a predicted model, not a curated record.
GAAAGGGGAAGUGACCUGUUGCCGAAAUGAUGAAGACUGUCACUCUUUUCGCUGUAGUUCUUUCGUUCAGCUCUGAAUUUGCAGCCUUAGUUAUGUCACCAGGGGAUUCAGUAAAAAUUUGCUACUCUCCUUCCUCGUGUAUUCAAUUGACUGUGUGCAGAUGCUGUUCAGCAAAUGACAAAAAGACUUCAUCUAGUAAUGACGAUAUAAAUGAUAUAACUGAUGACGUUGAAGCUUUUCACGAGCCAGUGGAUUCUGGAUAUAAUAAUAGUGACCAUCAAAUGAGAUCUGAGAAUUUACUAGCUAAUCGGGCAUUUGGAGAUGAUGCAGAUGGAUAUGGAAGCGGAUCUGGAGAAGGAUGUGGAGAAGGAUGUGGAGAAGAAUCUGGAGAAAGAUCUGAAGAAGGAUCUGGAGAAGGAUCUGGAGAUUCUGACGAUGACGAUGAGGUAACAGUCAAUCCUUCAAUGUGGGAACAACAUGUAAUUAAACCGGAACUGGAGGAAAUUAUUACCGAUACCAACGAUGAUUUCACUUUUCAAGAAAACAACGAAUGAGAUGACUCGACGCAUUCGAAAUCUCUUAGAUUAUUUAGAGAUUGUCUUCCAAAUCGAAAUGUCACUCCAACAGCGUCAGUAUUAAAAUAAAUAAAAAAAUACCGUCAGA